CCUCCUGUGUCAGUCUCCAGGAUUUUCUCUCUUCCUAUUUCAAGAAGACUCUCACUGGCUCCCUUAGUCUAUGUGAAGCUGAGGUUUCCCCUGGAUCCCGUACAUCUCCAUCACAUACCUCCACGCACACACCUCCCUGAGAGCCCCUCGUUCACACCCACAAACACGCGCGCACACACUCGCGCCGGCCUGUCCAUCUCCCUCGGGGUGGGGGGAGCCGGCGCGCGGUCCCACCUUCGUCGCGCACACUGGAUAGGCGAGCUCGUAGCGCUCCACGACUCUGCGGCUCGGAACUCGGACCGCAGGGCUGAACACCCCCACUGUGGUAUUUAAAAAAAAAAAAAAAAAAAAAGACAUUUCUUUGCCUUUUCCUCUUUUCUCCUCUUUCUCGAACGGUUUUCUACCGGAGUGGCUAGCGGAGCCGGCAGCCUUCCCAAGGCAGCCCUGGUUGGCUUGCCACCCUCCAUCUGGCUUAUAAAAGUUUGCUGAGUGCAGUCCAGAGGUCUGCGCGGCUCGUCCCCUCGCUGGCGGAAGGGGGUGACGCUGGGCAGCGGCUAAGGAGCGCGCCGUAGGCUCUGGCGGGCUUUCGGCUCGAGGGGCAAGGUGAAGAGCGCACAGGGAGCUGGGGGCUGCCGAGGUGGACUUGCAUGUUGCACCAUGCCUUCUUGGAUCCGGGCUGUGAUUCUUCCUCUCUCCGGGCUGCUGCUGACCCUCCCGGCCGCGGCGGACGUGAAGGCUCGGAGCUGCAGCGAGGUCCGACAGGCUUACGGUGCCAAGGGAUUCAGCCUGGCGGACAUCCCCUACCAGGAGAUCGCAGGGGAGCACUUACGCAUCUGCCCCCAGGAAUACACCUGCUGCACCACAGAAAUGGAAGACAAGCUGAGCCAACAGAGUAAACUGGAGUUUGAAAAUCUUGUAGAAGAGACGAGCCACUUUGUGAGGACCACGUUUGUGUCAAGGCACAAGAAGUUUGAUGAGUUUUUCCGAGAGCUGCUGGAAAAUGCAGAGAAGUCCCUAAAUGACAUGUUUGUCCGGACCUACGGGAUGCUGUACAUGCAGAAUUCAGAGGUAUUCCAGGAUCUCUUUACUGAGCUAAAGCGGUACUACACAGGGGGUAACGUCAACCUGGAGGAGAUGCUCAAUGACUUCUGGGCUCGGCUCCUGGAGCGGAUGUUCCAGCUGAUAAACCCUCAGUAUCACUUCAGCGAGGACUACCUGGAAUGUGUAAGCAAGUACACAGAUCAGCUGAAGCCAUUUGGAGACGUGCCACGGAAACUGAAGAUUCAGGUCACCCGUGCCUUCAUUGCGGCUCGCACCUUCGUCCAGGGCCUGACAGUGGGCAGAGAGGUUGCCAACCGAGUUUCCAAGGUGAGCCCCACCCCUGGGUGCAUCCGGGCUCUCAUGAAGAUGCUGUACUGCCCAUAUUGCCGAGGCUUGCCCACUGUGAGACCUUGCAACAACUACUGCCUCAACGUCAUGAAGGGCUGCCUGGCCAAUCAGGCGGAUUUGGACACUGAGUGGAAUCUCUUCAUAGAUGCAAUGCUCCUGGUGGCUGAACGACUGGAAGGGCCGUUCAACAUUGAGUCAGUCAUGGACCCAAUAGACGUCAAGAUCUCUGAAGCCAUUAUGAACAUGCAGGAAAACAGCAUGCAGGUGUCAGCAAAGGUCUUUCAGGGCUGUGGCCAGCCCAAACCUGCGCCUGCUCUCAGAUCUGCUCGCUCAGCUCCAGAAAAUUUUAACACCCGCUUUCGGCCCUACAACCCUGAGGAAAGACCCACAACUGCAGCGGGCACGAGCCUGGACCGGCUGGUCACAGACAUAAAAGAGAAACUGAAGCUCUCUAAAAAGGUCUGGUCAGCAUUGCCCUACACCAUCUGCAAGGACGAACGUGUGACAGCAGGAACCUCCAACGAGGAGGAGUGCUGGAACGGACACAGCAAAGCCAGAUACCUGCCUGAGAUCAUGAACGAUGGGCUGACCAACCAAAUCAACAAUCCUGAGGUGGAGGUGGACAUCACGCGGCCAGACACUUUCAUCAGACAGCAGAUCAUGGCUCUCCGAGUGAUGACCAACAAACUGAAGAAUGCGUACAAUGGCAAUGACGUCAACUUCCAAGACACAAGCGAUGAAUCCAGUGGCUCAGGCAGCGGCAGUGGUUGCAUGGAUGAUGUGUGUCCCACGGAGUUCGAGUUUGUCACCACCGAGGCCCCGGCGGUGGACCCGGAUCGCAGAGAAGAGGAAUCUUCGGCCUCGAAGUUCAGCUCCUCCUUGAUCUCCUGGUCUCUGGUCUGCAUGGUCUUGGCCCUGCAGAGACUCUACAGAUAAUCGUGGGCUUUGGUCAGACGAAACUGCAUUUUAGCUCUUCUGUGGCCAACACCCUUCUUUUCUUACACUCUUGGACAAAUGGACCAUGCCACAAAACUCGCCGUUUUCUAUGACAAGAGAGCAGUCUUGUGAUCUGCCUCCCUUUUUGUUUUCCCAAAGAGUACCGGGUGCCAGAUGGUCUGCUUCUCUUUCCGUCAGCUAUCUGGGGGGACCUCGUUUAUUCCAGAGAGAAUUCUUACUCAAAUCUUUCGUACCAAGAGAUUUUUUCUUACCGUCAUUUGCUUUUAUGCUGCAAAAUUUAAAAGAAUUUCAUGUUGUGAGGGUUUUUUGGUUUUUUGAUUUUUUUUUUUUACAACCCAUUUAAAAUAGGAAGAAAAUAAUUUUCCAUUUCAAAUCAGGUCAAAACCCAAGACAACUACAUUCUCAACAAGGAAACAAACAAAGGAGAGAAAAUAAAGGAACUUUCAUGCUAUCAGGCUUGGCACUGACAGCCAACUCCUGGAGUGAGCUUUUCUGUGACAAGCGAGGUUUACAAAGCGCUUAUAAAGAGAAAGUGUAACAUUUUCAAGUAGUAGAAAUACACUGUUGUCUUGGACUCUAACCAAACUGAUUCCAAUGUACUGAUAGUAAAUUUAGGACUCGGUCUUUAUAUGAAUGGUAAUCUUAUGACAACUCAAUGUCUCUCUUCCCACUGCCUGAUCCCACUGCUCAAUGAUGGCAGCAUUUUCUGUCUCCUAACGUCUGUCCGUUGUAUCCAAUUGACACUGAUUGUCUUCAGUUUUUCAUAGACGCCCCGCCCCCAUCUAGUCUCCUCUCUCCUAGGUCUUGACUCAAAAAGUCAUCUUCAAUGAUACGGUCUCUUCUUUCUCCAGACAGACGUGAACCAGUUGUCUCAGCUCCUGUGUUCCGGACUCUCCCCCAGAUACAAGUUCUCUUACUGACAUGACAAUUAGCUCCACACAUGAGGUUUUGUUUCUGACUCUUUGUGUCAAUUGGUUUCAGCAUCAAAAGGGCAUUCUCUUAACAGAACAACUCACAACAACAAAAAAAGUCAAGACAAAAAAAAAAAGAGAGAAUAAAACAUUAUAUAUAGUAUUGACACGGAGGUUCUUUUCACUUUUUUAGUCUUAGUAUGAUCAUCUAUUUUUAUAUCUAUAUUAUAUAUAUAUAUAAAUCACAGAUUUUAACUUCUUAAUUCCAAGCUCAGGGUUGACACUCCUUUGUAACAGAACUGUUUUGUCAACCGCCCUGUCUUGUUCUGUGCUGCUCAGAGAACAGACUCCUUAGUGAUCUUCGAGCACCAAGAAUCAAGAGCGAGAACUUUUUAUGUAUCUAACUGUCCAUCGAUGGCAAGUUUGCCAGGGCACACCCUUCUCACACACGCUUGCUUUGCCCUGGUGCUCCAAACUGUCCUGAGCUCAUGGGACAAGCCUGGUGUGCAAGACGUGACUGGUGAUAGAAUGUGUGUGUGUGUAAAGAAUGUUAUUCAUGAAAAAAAAAAAAACCAUUGCUCUCCGGUACAGCAACUCUGGCCUUGGACUUCUACCAGGUACUGUACUGAAUGGCCUAAACUCAAGAGGCCAUUUUAGAGCCACUGCCUAACCUGUCCACCAAGCCAGGCCCAAUGCUUCCCCUGACAGAGAGAAACAAAAUACACCAAA
Mus pahari (shrew mouse) is the source of this 3986-nucleotide messenger RNA. RefSeq names its product glypican 6 (gene Gpc6). The transcript has 9 exons. The record is from RefSeq and is a predicted model, not a curated record. Gene Ontology annotation, cellular component: synapse; plasma membrane; extracellular region. Bases 658 to 2325 code for a protein of 555 amino acids. Lineage: Eukaryota; Metazoa; Chordata; Mammalia; Rodentia; Muridae. Gene Ontology annotation, biological process: cell migration; regulation of protein localization to membrane; regulation of signal transduction.